Nymphalis io (European peacock) is the source of this 2938-nucleotide messenger RNA. RefSeq lists its product as uncharacterized. NCBI's taxonomy places the organism in Eukaryota, Metazoa, Arthropoda, Insecta, Lepidoptera, Nymphalidae. Gene Ontology annotation, molecular function: chitin binding. The record is from RefSeq and is a predicted model, not a curated record. The coding region runs from base 273 to 1817 and encodes 514 amino acids. The transcript has 6 exons. Gene Ontology annotation, cellular component: extracellular region.
UCGAAGAUAGAAGCGCACGCGUCGCGAAAUUACAUUAAACGAACAUCGAUAAUUUAAACAUUUAAUGCUAUAGUUAAAACUUCAGACAAGUGAUAUUUCAAGUGCCGUUAAGACAUCUAAAUACUCACAUUUUAUUCAUAUAUUUAACCUAUAUCUAAGUAAUAGUUAUAAAAGGUUAAGCUCAGUGAAGAACCUUCCAGGUCAUAAGUUAGUAUUACGGAAACGAAGCGAUGAAAAUUGACUGUUACUAAUCAAGUGCGCGUAGUGUAGACAUGGAACGUAAAUUUUUCUUUUUCUGGUGCGCAACGUUGAUAUGCUGUUUCGUUGCUAGUGCGAAGACGGGUAAUCGAGUCAAGAGUCCGGCGACGAGAUUCACAUGUCAAGGUCGAGCGUCCGGCUAUUACGCAGACGUCGAGACUGGUUGCCAGGUCUACCACAUGUGCGAUGACCUCGGCCGGCAGUUCAGCUACUCCUGUCCAAACACGACGCUGUUCCAACAGCGUAUGCUAAUCUGUGAUCAUUGGUACAUGGUAAACUGCUCUAAUUCCGAGAGCGAUUAUGACGCGAAUCUACUCAUUGGUCAAAGGGACAAGCCGUUUGUGUCUGAUGAGGAAAUGCGUCUCCGAACACCUCGACCUGAUAUUCUAUCUGUGCCUCCUAAUGAUAAGUACUACGAUGGAUUAAGAGAAGCUGAAACUAAGUUUCCAAUUCAUCCUGAUAACAGCAUUGUUGGAAUAUCAGAUUCAAUUUUAAACUCUAACGACUUAGAUGGUGACAAACCAAGCUACAGACCACCAAGUUCCUGGUCGAUGAGCACCAAAAAGAAACCACGUCCAGUUAAUAUCGAUACUGGUACUUCGAAUUCCAAUUAUUUUAACAAUGUGAGAGUAAACUUUAAUGAAGGCGUUGGUAAUGAUAAGAAAAUAUCUUCUCAAAAUCCUAGUAAAUUUCCUUCAAUUACUAAUAAUCGACCUCGUGGAAAUAUUAAUCCACCAUCCCAGGACUUGACUCCACCAUUAUUACCACCAACUACAACUGAAAGAAAUGAUGAUUUGGAACUAGAUACAGUUAUCACUCCAGACCCCGUGUUCAAUUUCAUAAAACGUUUUGAUCCAAAUUCUCCAGACUCAAUUAAAACAACGAUGACCAAGAAUGAAAUUAUUGAUCUUAAUCACCAUUUACCUGCUGGUCAGGCUAGUUCAGAAGAAGAUAGAACUCCACGCAAAAACAAGAAUUUCGGAAAUAAUUUCAAUGUGCUGCAAGCUGAUAAAAAGAAAAGUUCUACUGAACGGUCGCGGUUUAAUUCAGUUAACGUAAAGUCAGAUUCCGAUUCAAACAUAGAAUCUUCUAAUGUCCAAGUAGCAAAGCCAUCUAGGGAGCUUUUGCCACCCAAGACUGACAUAACAGAAUUGGCAUCGACAACUAUGGGACCGCCUAUUUACUAUGAAUGGAAAUGGGCGGUACCAGCGUUUGACUUAGAGCCUCCUAAGUUAAACAACGAAACCAACACAACAACACCUAAACCAGUUAAGCCUGGGAAGAGACCAUUCAGCGUUGUAACACGUUCGACACCAAAAGUAGUUGACCCAACGCCGAGUAAUACCGAGUACAACAUUAGUUCUUAUUUUGUACCGGAUUACGUGUUUCCUUUAGAUGGACCUCAUCCAGGAUAUGACGAUGAGGAUGCGCAUACAUCAUUCCAGGUUCAAGUAUCUAGACCUGGUAGGGCAAGCUAUGGAGAAAACCCGGCUUGUCCUCAUUGUCAUCCAGCGUAUCUUAAUCCUGGGACUUGCGAACCUUGCAUUGUAAAGCGGUAACAUCAAAUUAUCGUAUAAUGACUUAACAGAUUUAAGUUUUUCACAGCCAUUCCAAUCCUCAUAAUUGUUAUUUGCAGCAAAACAUAUUGCAAAUAGAUGGUAAUGAUAAAAUACGACAACUUCAUUAAGUCGAGUUGACAAUAAACGAUUAAAUAAUAUUUAUUUGGGUAAAAAAGUUUAAUAAACAUAAUAUAGAUUUGUUAGUGUUUUGAUUUAAAAUAAAUGACUACGUUUAAAUUUUAGGAUAGUCACUUGUAUGUAUCUGUAGGUAAAGAGCGACGACAUAAAAGUUAAUGUCGAAUUUUACAUACUAUUUUAUUAAUAUGUAUUAGUAGCAAUGUAAUGAUUGCAUAAUAAUUUCAUAAACGUAAAAUCCUGCAAAUAUCCCACUGCUGGGCCAAGUCCUCUCCUCCUUUUUUGUGGAGAGGAUUUUGAGCUUACCUCACCACGCUGUUUCAAUGCUGGACUUCUACAGGUUUCAACACGAUGUUUUCGUUUAUCGCCGAGCACGAGAUGAAUUAUUAUAAACGAAAAUUGAGCACACGAAAACUCAGGUAUGAUUGUCCGGAUUUUAUUUCGGAAUGAUCGGUUAAAAUUUUCGUCUUCUAACCACUGGACUAUCACGAAAGAUUUGAAAAGUAUCUAACAAUAAAUAUGUACCAUUCAUAAAACUAAGUAUAAAAAAUAUAACAAUAUCGUCUCCGAUGACGUUGCUAUCACCUGCGUUCCUAUUUUUAUAUAUUUCGAGCUUUCUCAAUGUUUAUUUAUUCAACGCGAGAAUAAAAAAUGUAAUUGGAUUGGCUCAUCUUGAGAUUAGCUCGUUAUAACAAAAUUUUUAGCUUCAUAUAAUAGAAUUGGUAAACCUACUUCUAACUGUGUAUCUUCAAUGUAAACAUAUUUAUUCGAUCUGAUAUUAUUAACUGAUAUAUUCUUUUAAAUAAUUUACUUAUCAAAGAUAUUAUUUGUUAAAAUAAAGCAAAUCUGUAUAUAAUGCUAUAAUUGUUAAGGAAAAUGGUACAACUUGUAAAAUAUAUGUAAGUAACAAUCAUAUAAGCUAGCUAUAAAUAUUUAUAAUUUUGUUUAUAUUUGUACGAUAAUAAAUGCCUGUUAUAAUACACAUU